Molecule: messenger RNA, 850 nt
Organism: Colletotrichum phormii
Lineage: Eukaryota; Fungi; Ascomycota; Sordariomycetes; Glomerellales; Glomerellaceae
Exons: 1
Coding region: 9-605 (198 amino acids)
Source: RefSeq, a predicted model, not a curated record
AGCAGAGGAUGGAUGAGGCCAUGGACGCGGGGAACAUCAUCCUCGAACAGUUCGCGGCCUUUGUUAAAGCCAUCACGGCGGAAAGCAUGGAUACUCGAAAACGCUCCAUCCAGGAGGCCAUGGACCAUGUCGCGCACCAUUUCGGGGCUGAAUUUGUGCCCAACGGCUUGGAACUUAUUCGAGCGGAAUUCGAAAGAACAGAUAUGGGUGCGAUGUACCUGAUAUAUCCGUUGGACGCCAAACGAGCCUACUUGGAAACGAGGGGGGUCUUGAUGGAUCCCCAAGAACUCCGAGAACGCGCGAUUAAAAAGGCUAUAGCCGACGUCAAGCUCAAUUUCGGGCACAAGCUUGUGCCUGAUGGGUUACAGGUCGUUCGUGCAGGCUUCAGAAAGACGAAAUGGGAUGAGAUAUACUUGAUUCUCCCGAUGCCGGCCAAACGAGCUUACUUGGAGAGAGAAGGGGUCCUGACAGGUCCCCCUGUGGUCCAGAAACCGUUAAACCAGUAUGCGAUACCCUCAAGCGAAGAGAAGAAGGGCCGGGUGCGUGAGUGGCUUGCAGCUAUGGAUACUACGUGUCAUAGUGUUGAACGUCAAAGGACAGUAUGAACAAUACAAGUUAAUGCCAUCAACUCAACGACUACGCCACUAUGCGUAGUCCGCAUCCAAUGGGUAAACUGGAUGAGAUGAGAAAAAGCUGGUUGUGGGAGUGCAACUAAGAUCUGCGAUGGCGCCACGCGAUGAAGGCUCAAAACAAAGCCAGUCACCAACACAUAAUCCAAGGUGAGAGACAAGAUUGAAUGGGAAUCAAGAUAAAAGUUAGGUGAAUAGUAUGAGAAAAUAUGGGCGAGAAG